Molecule: messenger RNA, 831 nt
Organism: Xenia sp. Carnegie-2017
Lineage: Eukaryota; Metazoa; Cnidaria; Anthozoa; Malacalcyonacea; Xeniidae
Product: homeobox protein engrailed-1-B-like
Exons: 2
Coding region: 101-736 (211 amino acids)
Biological process (GO): multicellular organism development; regulation of DNA-templated transcription
Cellular component (GO): nucleus
Molecular function (GO): DNA binding; DNA-binding transcription factor activity, RNA polymerase II-specific
Source: RefSeq, a predicted model, not a curated record
AAAACCAUUAAUAAGCAAUGUUUGCCUAAAAACGUGUUCGCCAUUCAGUAAUACUUUAUAGGUUAUCUCAAGCACUUUUUAUAGCUCUACUAGAAAAGUUAUGUCCGAGAGCAAUAAGUUAGGUCGUUCUUCGUUUUGCAUCGAAAGCCUUUUGAAUCUUCCUCGUGCUCCUGUAAUAGAAACAAAGGCAGAAAAAACUGAAUUGUUCAAAUCAGAAACUAUGGUAGCGACAUCUUUGGUGUCAAAUGAUAAUAUGUCAUUGAAAGAAAGAGAAGGUGUAAAGACGAGAGAGAGUUUUGAAGACAAAAAAACGAAUAUUAAUGAACGUAAAAGACCAAGAACGGCCUUCUCAGCUACUCAAAUCAAGGAACUUGAAGAAGAAUUUGAGAGAAAUAAAUAUCUUACGGUUGCUCGAAGGAUUGAAAUGUCUAAGUCUCUAAAACUUACUGAAACACAGAUAAAAAUUUGGUUUCAAAAUCGUAGAACAAAAUGGAAACGGAAGAUGGCUGCUCAGAUGGAGUACGCUCAUAAUUUGUAUACUCAGAGUCUAUUUAGUCAUUCAAAUGGAAUGCCAUGUUUUACGACUGGAAAUUUACAAUAUUUUGAUGGAAGCUACCGUCCACCUGAAAAUUUCUAUUGUUGUCAUCCUAACAAUUUAUUAAGAAAACAGUUUCCCAUUACAAAACCAUCUUAUAAUUUAACUUCGAACUUCUCCCAAGGAUAUUUUCCCAGAUAGUCUACAUUGUAAAUGACUACUAGGUGGAAAUAAAAUAUAUGUACAUUAGCAAUUAUAUCAAAUCUUUAAUAAAAUGGUUGAUUUUCGAUUGGCAA